AUGAAUAAUUUCGAUAAUUUUCUACCAAUAAUUUCUGAUUCAAAUAUGUUCAAUCCAAUACAUUCAUCUUAUCUUGAACCAUUAAUAUGGAAUCAAACAAAUCAAACAACAAUUGCACAUACUCAUCAUCCAUUUUUAUAUGUUAUAGCAAUAUAUGCUUUACUUCUCAUUAUUAUUGGAACAAUAGGAAAUAUUUUAACUAUAAUUAUUCUUCUUCGACCUAUGUUAAGAAAAUAUACAACAAUGCGUUAUUUAAUAGCAGUAGCUACAGCUGAUCUUUGUUCAUUAUAUUCAUGGAAUUUAAAUUUAUUCUAUAAACAUUUAGUUAAUCCAUAUCAAAAUGAUCUUGAAGAUUUAUCAAUUAUAUCCUGUCGUAUUAUAUCAUUUAUUGCAUUUGUUAGUUUAGAAUUGUCAUCAUGGUUUUUAACAUUAGUUAGUGUAGAUCGAUGUCUUAGUAUACAUUUUUUAUUUUGGCCUCGAAAAAUGGGUCGAGCUAAUUAUGCUGUUUUUAUUAUUCUUACUGUUACAGUAACAAUAAUAUUAACUAAUAGUCAUUUAUUUUUUCUGAAUGGAUAUCGAGAAAAAAAUUGUAUUCCAUUUGAAAAACGUACUUGCAUUAUUUGUUAUUCAAAUCUUAAUGAUCCAUAUUAUAUAUUUCCAAAAUGGGAAAAAAUACAUGUUAUUAUUUAUAAUCUUAUACCUUUUUCAAUAAUGCUUAUUUCAAAUUGUUUUAUAAUACGUCGUGCUGUAACACAAACAUCAUUAAUUACAACUAGAAGAAAUUGUAGUCUAAUUGAUCGACAACGUAAACAAAAACAAUUAACAUAUCUUCUUUUAUUUGUUACUUUUUUAUUUGUUUUAUUAACAACACCAGUUAUGAUUUAUAAUGUUUUUUUAAGAAAUUAUAUAGCAAAAAGAAAAUUAAUGAAAUAUAUCUUACAUGGAAUACUUUUGUGUAUGCAAUUUACAAGUCAUGCAAUUAAUUUUUUUAUUUAUUGUAAUGGUUCAUCAAAAUUUCGUUAUGAACUUAAUGAAUUUUUAACAAAUUGUGUAUUCAAAAAGGAAAUUAGAACUUUAAGAAAAUUUUAA
Rotaria sordida is the source of this 1089-nucleotide messenger RNA. The record is from the annotation of a GenBank genome assembly. Lineage: Eukaryota; Metazoa; Rotifera; Eurotatoria; Philodinida; Philodinidae.